Alligator mississippiensis (American alligator) is the source of this 1644-nucleotide messenger RNA. RefSeq names its product heme oxygenase 2 (gene HMOX2). Gene Ontology annotation, molecular function: heme oxygenase (decyclizing) activity; heme binding. Gene Ontology annotation, biological process: heme oxidation; heme catabolic process; response to oxidative stress. The record is from RefSeq and is a predicted model, not a curated record. Bases 153 to 1097 code for a protein of 314 amino acids. The transcript has 6 exons. NCBI's taxonomy places the organism in Eukaryota, Metazoa, Chordata, Crocodylia, Alligatoridae.
CGAGUUCGCUGCGGCUUCGCCCCUUCGCGAUAACUAAUCGCGGCGGUGACUGGCGCGUGUCCCGCCUCUUCCGGCCGCGCUGGGGGCGGUGGCGCUUGCGCUAGCGGCGGGUGAGUCGAGGACAACGGUGGACUGACUGGGGCUGUGCGGCAAUGUUGUCUGAUGUAAUGGAGGCUUCAGAGGGAGCAGAUGAAGCAGAAGGGUUGCACUACAAAGAAAUGGAAGAAGAAAAUGAUGUUAGUCCCACUGAUCUCUCGGAGCUGCUAAAGGAGGGGACCAAGGAGUCCCAUGAUCGUGCAGAGAACACUCAGUUUGUCAAAGACUUCCUGAAAGGACGGAUCAAGAAGGAGCUCUUUAAGCUAGCAACUGUAGCACUCUACUUCACCUACUCUGCCCUGGAAGAAGAAAUGGACCACAACAAGGACCAUCCAGCAUUUGCACCUCUCUACUUCCCUCUGGAACUUCAUCGAAAGAAAGAGUUGGCUAAAGACUUGAAAUUUUUUUAUGGAGAAGACUGGAAAGAGAAGAUACAGUGUUCAGAGGCAGCCAAGUGUUAUGUGGAUAGAAUCCAUCAAGUUGGGCAAAAUGAGCCAGAGCUGCUGGUGGCCCAUGCUUACACACGUUAUAUGGGGGACCUGUCAGGGGGGCAGGUGCUGAAAAAGGUGGCCCAGAGGGCCCUAAAGCUACCCAGCUCUGGGGAAGGGAUCCAGUUCUAUGUGUUUGAGAAUAUUUCCAAUGCACAGCAGUUCAAGCAGUUCUACAGGGCAAGAAUGAAUGCCCUGGAUUUGGACAAGAAAACCAAGGAGAAGAUUGUGGAGGAAGCCAAUGCAGCCUUUAAAUUCAACAUGCAGGUGUUUGAUGAAUUGGACAAGAUUGGUGCACUGCUAACAGAAGAAGCCCAAGAUGGAGGCCUCCCUGUACAUGAUGGGAAAGGAGACCUGCAUAAAUGCCCAUACUAUGCCACAAAACUAGGCAAAGGGGAUGCCAGCUGCCUGUACCAUAUUGCCAUGGCCGUGCUGAAGCAGCCUACCAUGCAGUUCAUUCUUGCAGCUUGCAUCGCCAUGGCAGCAGGAGUUGCAGCCUGGUACGUGAUGUGACGGAGUGACAUUACAUGGCAUCAUCCAUUGGCAGAAGAUGCACUCACACUUUUUUGGGACUGCUCCCCUACUGUUGGUGGAGUUUUUAAUGCAGGAUUUAAGUAAGAAAAUAAUAAACCAGAAUCUUCAGUGAAUGCCUAUUACUAUCUGCAUAUAAAUAGUAAUCCAAACACAGAGUGGUACAUACCUAAUAAUUCAUAUAAUUACUUGGGAUUCUGAGCUAAGAACGUAGCGCAGCAAUUCUAGUUAAGCAUCUUGGAGCCAAAAUCUCUGUUGACCUGAUGCAGGUUUAUAUCCUGAGCAUGCUUCUAUCCCAAUGCUGUCAGAAGUUUAUAAACAAUUAGCUUUCCAUGUCUUUGAGCCUGGGGGUGGGGGUGGGAAGUUCCAAGUUUGAUAUCUUGCUGCAUCCAGUGGAGCAUGGCUCAAUACAUACUAAUGAGGUGCUUGGCCUGUGACAUUGGGAGGAUUCUUUUAGAACUGGCUUGAAUGGGGAAUUUGUACUUUGUCCUCCCCAAGGAAGUUGUGAUAUAAAAAUGAAACUACUACA